Lasiosphaeria miniovina is the source of this 855-nucleotide messenger RNA. RefSeq lists its product as uncharacterized. The record is from RefSeq and is a predicted model, not a curated record. NCBI's taxonomy places the organism in Eukaryota, Fungi, Ascomycota, Sordariomycetes, Sordariales, Lasiosphaeriaceae. The transcript has a single exon. Bases 301 to 561 code for a protein of 86 amino acids.
CCUAUUGUUGGCCAUUAGGCUAAAAUCCGGACUUCGCCAAUCCAAGCGCGCGGGCAAUUGCGAGCGACGCCUUCAGUCCACCUGAGGCGUUCGCAGUGGGAUACCAAAGACGGAGAGCAACCUGGAAGACCUGUUGGAUCUCAAAUUGAGCCGAACUCGGAACUCGUGCCAUUUUGGCGAGUCCAGUCUGCGCUGCGCUGCCACCUGCAUGCGGAUACCUUAACGAAUUCGACCACAUUAGUUGCAUGGCGUCGUUCCUUGGGCGGGCUGCUGGCCAAGUGGCCUAGCCUUGUCGUGUAUAUGUACGUGACACGAGGUGCUGCGGCGGCAGUGUGGUUGUUAAAUCUGAGGUUCCGAGUGCCAGCGGACAUCAAUAAACCCCCACCGAAGAGGGCCCUGGCGGCGGUUCUGCAUCCCAAAAUGGCUUCUUGUUGGCCCGCUAUGCUUGCUCAACUAGUGCGAGCCUGCCUUAUCUUCACAUCCCAUCGACAGGAACAGUUACGGGUGCGAAUACGGAUACUGCGCUCCCUCUGCUACAUUCCAGAGCCCGCCUCGCUCUAAGCGUCAUUUCCUUCUUCUUUCUUAGAUCUGCUUCUUUCUGGCUUCUGGCGGAGAGUCCGAGCACUCGUCCUGCAAGCUUCUUAGGGUCUAGCUCGCAGGCGGGGGGUUGGUGUUGGGCUCUGCCCGCCAUGCCACCACCCAAGCUUGGAGUCGGCCAAGCUCACCACCCUCCCAGGUCUUUCUGAGCAGCUGGGCUGUGGUUCCCAGAAACGCACCCUAACAUGUCCUCAUUGAGCCGAGCGAUUCCCCAAGUGCAGCUCAAAGGCCUCCCUACCUUUUGUGCUGUUGGCUACC